CCGGAAGUAGGAAGUAAAUGGUAAAUCUUCGCGAAAACGUUGUUGUCAACAAACUACACGUUGGUCAAGACCUAUCGAGCAUAACGCAUCUCGGCGCACCCGAUCGUUUUCUUGAGGUGUAUAGUUCGUCAGUAUGAGUCUCCAGUGGACUGCUGUGGCUACCUUCCUGUAUGCUGAGGUAUUCUUUGUGUUGCUUCUGUGUGUACCCUUCAUCUCCGCCAAGAGAUGGAGCAAGAUAUUCAAAUCUCGUCUGGUGCAAACAAUUGUAUUAUAUGGAAACACUUUCUUCAUGGUAGCCAUUGCCAUUCUAGUCUUUUUACUAAUUGAUGCAUUUAGGGAGGUGCGGAAGUAUAGUGUGACCGAGACUGUGGAUCUGACCAACAACCCCGUGGCUGUGGAUCACAUUCAUAUGAAGCUGUUCAGGGCCCAGAGGAAUGAAUACAUUGCUGGCUUUGCCCUGCUUUUGUGUGUGUUGCUGAGACGUUUAGCCACCCUGCUCUCUCAACAGGCCACUACUAUGGCUUCCAACGAGGCAUUCAAGAAGCAGGCCGAGGGCGCCAGUGACGCUGCGAAGAAGUACAUGGAGGAAAAUGAGAAACUGCAGCAGAAACUCAGGGAUGCAGGCAUUGCUAUCCCAGAGGUUGGCAAAAAACCCUCUGGAGUUGGAGUGGAGGAGGAGAACAAGACAUUAAAGGCCCUGGUGAACUCUCUGAAGGAUGAGCUGGAAGCCACAAAGAAGGUUCUCCAGAAGUCCGAUAGUGAUGUGAAGGCCAUGAAGAAGCAAGCGGAGAACUUGACUGUGGAGUAUGACCGACUUCUCGAUGAACAUUCCAAACUGCAGGCAAUCCCUGACGCUCAAUUACAGGACAAAAAAUCUAACUAAUUGUUACCCUGAUUAUCAGCUUUACCAUCAACAACAGCCACCACCACUGCUUGCGCAUGAAGUCACUGGGUUUCAAAUGUAUAGAGGUAGAGGACUUUGGCUGUUGUUCAUUUGCCUUGUUAUUCUGGAUUGGUGUGGAGCACAAUAGAGGAAAAUGCUUUAUGGCUAUUAUUUGACCUGUGAAAUCACUAUCUGUUUUUUUCAUUCUAUUUACAAUUAAAGGAAAUAAUUAAAUAUUUGACAAUGCCAUUUACACUGUUUUUUUAAGUCUUAUUGAGUCAUUCAGUUAUGAGAUAAAGCUCAUUAUUUGACCAGUAUCUAUUCUGAAGGGACCCACUAAGAGUUGUUUAGUAGUAUAUUAAAAAUAUCUGACAGCUAACGUGCAAGUUUUUAGGAGUUGUCAAAUUUUGACUUGUUUUUGCAAAUGUUGCCAUUCCCAUCUGUCAGUGCUUGUUUUGAAAAUGCAAUGUUGUCUAUUUUCCUCAGUUAUGCAAUUUUUACGGUGUUCAUGUGUUAACCGGAACUUGGAUACUAAAAUACAUACAGUUUCCUAGUGCAUAUUAGCAUGUCAAUGCAGCCUCAGCCCAAUUUCAUACUUCUGACUUCAUUAAUCUGGUUGUCAGUGCUCUCUGAGGUCUAACCUUUUGCUUUGUUUACAAAAUUGUUAAUUUUUCUUUUUGUUUCUUUGACCUAGUUCUUCGACCUAGUUCUGUAUCAGUGUAGUGUCAGACAUAUUCUUAUUGACUUAACAGUCAAGUCUGGUUUCAAAUCACUGAGCCUGCUAAAUUUGAUAUGAGACGGGACCUGUACUGUAAUCUUGGGCUUCAUCGUGGUAUCCUUCCAUUGGAAUUCCAUUUGUCUGCAACACCAGUGGUUGAAAACACUGACAAUGUUGGUUUGUGAAAACUGAUUCCAAAUGUUAUUAGAAUGUGUUCUUUAAACUCUGAUUUUUCAAAGCAUCUUUGAGAUUAUUUUUUUUAAUUACCUUUUUUCUCUCCUUCAACCCUCUUACUGUAAAGUAAUUGAUCAUUGCAAACUUAGUUACAACAUGGUCUUAUCUUAUUUGUAAAAAAUCUCUUCAUUGCCAUCUUAAUUUGCACACUGUUAAUAUUGCCUUUGAGCUCUAUACCAUGAUUUCCUGCAGAUAAAAUCAUUUCUAAAGAUUGUGGCUCUUGACUAGAGGGACAACUAAUAAGAGUCUAUAUGAAAAUGGAAGGCAACUUUUGUAGGCUUUACAUUAGAUUUGAUACAUCUUUUUUAUAUAGGUUUAUGAAUAUGGGAGCCAAAUGAAUGUCAUUUUCAGAGCCAAAUUAGCAGUCUUACUGUAAAGACUUGGAAUUGCUGUCACUACUGCUUCAUCAAAUGCAAGAUCCACUUUGUUUGGCCCCUGAGUGGCACAGCGGUAAGUAAAUCACUGCCUUGUUACUGGGUGACCAGUGUCUGAAUUUGGCUCUUGGAUUAUCUUUGGGAUCUUGCGGUGGUUAAAGCAGAUGGCCAUUACUUUCCAGGGUUGGGUGCAGAAGUGAAGCUUUAAUGGGUGCAUGGCACCCAUCACAAAGUUUUUCGUACAGUGAAAAAAAUUAAUUAUAAUUUUGUUGUUGUUGAUUUCAUACAUUCUAUGUAGUUGACAUUGAAGUGAUAAACUUCUCUAUUUGUUUUAUGAUUCCAUAAUGCAUUUGUAUGAUUGACCAAUAGGUGACUGUGGGAGUGUAACAUAGGAUAUUGUUGGCUCGUUUGCUAAAGAUAUGAGCUGUGGGAGAUAAACAUAAUGGAUGAUAAAACAAAAAUGGAACAGCUGCUCAAAGGAGAGAAAAGCCAUUAUAAAAAUUAAACAUAAUAUAUGGCCUUCAGAAACUUCUUUAGUAAAGUUGUUGAGCAGCAGAAGCCUUAGAAGAUGGAUAGAUCUGCUGUUACAAUGACAGGAGCAGCAGUGCAGCUUCAAAUGAAGGGGGGAAUAGUUAUGAUACCGGUCCAACAGCUGCUAGCAGUGAAGUUUUGUAACUGCAGGUACGUGUUGAAGCCAAAUAAGCUUCUGUUCAUCGUGGUAGAUAAAACAUAAUUUUUUUGGAGAAUUGUACUAAAUGUUAAUAUUAGCCUCAAUACCUUAGUUGGGAAAUAAAGUAGCAAUAGUAAUAUUUUUUUGGGGGGGUGGGGCCUCUGCGGCUAAGGUUUGCACCCAUGGGAGAAAAAGCUAAGCGCCGCCCCUGGUUUGGUGAUUAGUAAUCAAAUUUGAUUGCCUUGCCUCAUCACAUUCUAUCAAAAACUUGUGACAGCUUGAGCGCCCGUGAGCUCAAUCAAGGUAGGAGAUUGGACAGUAUUGUGAUAAGUACCUGAACAGCUUCGGAAGACAUCUUGACAUUGAUUGUUAUGAAUCUGCUGGGAGUUGCUGUGAUGAACCUAUUGAACAUAAAGUAGAGUUUUACCAUGUCUCACUUUAAGUUUAUUUACUUAUUACUGAUUGCAAUGAUGCAUUUCUGUCAUAAAAAUACAAUAUCACAACACAAUCUAUAACAAGCAACCUUGAUCUUCAUGGCUUUGUCUGUUAUGUAAAUACCACAAGGUCCAGCAUUAAAAACCAAAAUAUAAAAUUUUUAAACAACUGUUAUUUUUGAAACACUGGCUAUACUAAUUACUAGAAAGUACAGAAAGAGUACAUUUUCACUGGAUAAACACCACGUUGUGUAUAAGGUAUCAAAAAAAUAUUCCUUAUAAAAUUAGUUGGAACACUGUUAGGGUAUUUGUGUGUCAAUAAAUAUACAUCUUCAAUAAUG
This is a messenger RNA of Esox lucius (northern pike), 3654 nucleotides long. It is a transcript of the gene bcap31, whose product is annotated as B cell receptor associated protein 31. The record is from RefSeq and is a predicted model, not a curated record. The coding region runs from base 134 to 883 and encodes 249 amino acids. Gene Ontology annotation, cellular component: endoplasmic reticulum membrane; endoplasmic reticulum. NCBI's taxonomy places the organism in Eukaryota, Metazoa, Chordata, Actinopteri, Esociformes, Esocidae. The transcript is spliced from 8 exons. Gene Ontology annotation, biological process: endoplasmic reticulum to Golgi vesicle-mediated transport; intracellular protein transport.